AUGCCCAAGCUCAUCAGUGCCUUAGUGUUUACUGCCCUGGCAGCGUGCGCGCUGGCUUCACCAAUUGCCGAGCCCGCUGUCACGGAGGCUCCGAAUGCAAAUCUAGCAAAAAGAGCUACGAGUUGCACGUUCUCGGGAUCUAAUGGGGCCUCUUCUGCGAGUGCUAGUCAGAAGUCAUGCUCUACAAUUGUCCUGUCAAGUAUCGCUGUGCCCUCCGGUGUAACUCUUGAUCUCAGUGAUCUGGAAGACGAUACCACGGUCAUUUUCGAGGGCGAGACUACUUGGGGUUAUGAGGAAUGGGAUGGACCUCUGCUUCAAAUAUCGGGUAAUAAAAUUACCAUCGAAGGUGCUAGCGGUGCUUACCUGAACCCUGAUGGAUCGCGUUGGUGGGAUGGCGAGGGUGGCAACGGUGGAAAGACGAAGCCUAAGUUCUUCUAUGCCCAUGAUUUGACAUCGUCAACCAUCACGAACCUUUACAUUGAGAACACACCAGUCCAGGCUGUGAGUAUUGACAAUGCCAAUGGCUUGACUAUCACGGAUAUGACAAUCAACAAUGAAGCUGGCGAUACUGCAGGGGGUGCCAAUACCGACGGAUUUGAUAUUGGCGACAGCACUAACGUCGUGAUUACGGGUGCCAAUGUGUAUAACCAGGACGACUGCGUUGCAGUUAACUCGGGAACGGACAUCACAUUCGAGAAUGGAGUUUGCAGUGGAGGUCAUGGGUUGUCCAUUGGAAGCGUUGGAGGAAGAAGCGAUAAUACCGUAAGCACGGUAACCUUCAAAAAUUCAGAAGUCAAAAGCUCUGUCAAUGGUAUCCGCAUUAAAGCUACGGAGGGAGACACUGGAGAGAUCACCGGCGUGACCUACAGCGAAAUCACGUUGAGUUCUAUCUCCGGUUACGGUAUUCUCAUUGAGCAAAACUAUGAUGGUGGCGAUCUCAAGGGAAGUCCGACAAGCGGCAUUCCUAUCACAGAUUUGACUCUCGAUAAUGUCUCUGGCAGCGAUGGAGUUGAUUCGAGUGCUUACAAUAUCGUCAUUGUCUGUGGCAGUGGUGCCUGCUCUGAUUGGACUUGGACUGACGUUACUGUUACUGGAGGUAAAACAUACAGCAGCUGUGAGAACGUUCCUUCGGGCAUCAGCUGCUAG
Molecule: messenger RNA, 1146 nt
Organism: Penicillium lagena
Lineage: Eukaryota; Fungi; Ascomycota; Eurotiomycetes; Eurotiales; Aspergillaceae
Product: glycoside hydrolase family 28 protein
Exons: 5
Coding region: 1-1146 (381 amino acids)
Biological process (GO): pectin catabolic process
Cellular component (GO): extracellular region
Molecular function (GO): polygalacturonase activity
Source: RefSeq, a predicted model, not a curated record